Molecule: messenger RNA, 1227 nt
Organism: Sphenostylis stenocarpa
Lineage: Eukaryota; Viridiplantae; Streptophyta; Magnoliopsida; Fabales; Fabaceae
Source: the annotation of a GenBank genome assembly
AUGAAGGAGAAUCUUGAAGAAACUAAGAAAGAGGACACGUGGCUCACUUUGCUGUCAAUUCUCGGACGCUGUGGGUCCCGCCCUCAGGCCACGCGUUCACCGGAUUCUGCUACUCAAAUGCGUGUCACGUGCCCCAGAAAUUUUGGGCAUUUGGUUGCUGGGCACUGGCUAAGAUUUGAAAGAUUUUAUCUUUACCUUGAAACAGUUGCAGCUCCUGCUGAAGAUCAACUUGGGGAAGCCACAAGGGAAAUUACUGGUCUUGAUUGGAAUAUGGAAUCCAAAUCUGAAACUGCUAAUCAGCCGAGGUCUAAUCCACGUUCCUUUACACCUAACAAUGUUUAUUCUGAACCCUGGUGGCGAGGUAUUCAGUACAAUUCUGUUCCGCAAGCAAUGUCAGGGGUGAAUGCAUCAAAUUCAUCUUCACUUGAACGCCCUAACGGUGAUUCAGAAUCCAGUGGAGGUCAAUCUUUGUCCAAUAAUGGGUUGAACGAGGAAGAAGAUGAUGCCACCAAAGAAUCGCAACCCACUGCUCCUAAUCUAUCAGGAAAUUAUGGACAAGACCAACAAGCGAUGCUGCAUUCUUCAUCAUCUGCACCUUCUAGGCGUGAUGAUUGCCUGACACAGGUUCCACAGCUGGAACUUAUCGGUCAUUCAUUUGGAUAUGCUCCUUUUAUGGGAAUGCCUCAUGCCAGAAUGGCUUUGCCACUUGAGAUGGCUCAAGAGCCUGUUUAUGUGAAUGCCAAACAAUACCAAGGAAUUCUGAGACGAAGACAGGCUCGUGCUAAAGCAGAGCUUGAAAAGAAAUUAAUAAAAGUCAGAAAGCCAUAUCUUCAUGAAUCUCGGCAUCAGCAUGCUAUGAGAAGAGCAAGAGGUAACGGAGGGCGCUUUGCAAAGAAAACUGAUGUCGAGGCUUCAAACCACGUGAACAAAGAAAAGGAUGAGGGUGCAGGUCCAGUCCCAUUGUCACAGUCAAUAUGUUCAUCUGGUUUAGGACCAAUACCCUCGGAUUCUGCUUCGAACUGGAACCCUUCCAGUGUGCAACAAGACGCAAAAGGAUCUCAAGUGCAUGAGAGAAUUGAAAAACACAACUAUGCAAAUGUUUUGCAGUCAUCAUCUACCUUUUGUUUGCACUCGGGUGAGAGAGGGGAGGAAGGGGACUGUUCAGGUCAACAACGGGGAAGCAUCUCCUCUGAGCACACCUCACAGAGGCGUCUUGCUAUUCAGUAA